Olea europaea var. sylvestris is the source of this 1550-nucleotide messenger RNA. RefSeq names its product dnaJ homolog subfamily B member 13-like. Gene Ontology annotation, molecular function: protein-folding chaperone binding. The record is from RefSeq and is a predicted model, not a curated record. Lineage: Eukaryota; Viridiplantae; Streptophyta; Magnoliopsida; Lamiales; Oleaceae. Gene Ontology annotation, cellular component: cytosol. The coding region runs from base 214 to 1257 and encodes 347 amino acids. The transcript has 2 exons.
CCAUUACCACCCCCACGUCGUAACAAAUUUUAUAAUUUUCACACACAUUCUUGAUUCACCUUUCAAAUUCCAGCACGAUUUCAAUCUUUGCCCUUCCCAUUUCUUCAUCACCGCUUCGCAUACAUAUAUAUUUAUUGAUAAUACUCAUAUAUACAAGUAUAAUAGCAUACUUCAGGAGAAAAAGUAAAGAAAUUUUGAUAAAGAAACCGAGAAAUGGGGGUGGAUUAUUACAACAUACUAAAGGUAAAUCGGAACGCCAGCGAGGACGACUUGAAGAGGGCCUAUAGGCGUUUGGCCAUGAUUUGGCAUCCGGACAAGAAUGUGAAUAAGAUUGAAGCUGAAGCUAAAUUCAAGCAAAUUUCCGAAGCGUAUGAUGUUCUAAGCGACCCACAGAAGCGUCAGAUCUACGAUCUUUAUGGAGAGGAGAGUCUCAAAUCUGGGCAAGUCCCACGUCCUUCAAGAAGCGCAAGGGCCCACCCGGGUUCUUAUUAUAAUUACGGUAGUAAUCAGCAGCAUCCGAACCCGAAUUUCCGAUUCAAUCCCAGGAAUGCCGACGAUAUAUAUGCGGAAGUUUUUGGGGAAAAUAGUAGUAUUGGAGGCGGUGGGGCGAGAAGGGAUGGGAAUUUUAGGAGUUCGACGAUGAAUAGUGGUGGAAGUAGGGAGUAUUCAGGGGCUGGCGCUGGUGGUGCAGCAGGAGGGUUUAAGAAGGCACAGCCGGUGGAGAAUGUAUUGAUGUGUAGCUUGGAGGAGUUGUAUAAGGGUGCUGCCAAGAAAAUGAAGAUAUCUAGGAAUAUUCUUGAUGGUCACGGCAAGCCGCACGUUUUAGAAGAGAUCUUAACUAUUGAUAUAAAACCAGGCUGGAAAAAGGGCACAAAAAUAACUUUCCCUGAGAAGGGCAACGAAGAACCUGGUGUGAUUCCUGCAGAUAUUAUUUUUGUGGUAGAUGAAAAGCCUCAUCCUGUAUAUAUGAGGGAUGGUAACAAUUUGGUGGUGAAGCAGGAGGUAUCUCUUCUUGAAUCUCUUACAGGAAAAAAUUUCGAACUGGUGACACUAGAUGGAAGGAAUAUCACAAUCCCCGUACUAGAGAUUAUCAAACCUGGACAUGAGGUAGUUGUCCCCUGUGAAGGAAUGCCAAUUUCCAAAGAACCUAGGAAGAAGGGGAAUCUGAAGAUCCAAAUUGACGUCCGGUACCCAACACGGCUCACUGAAACGCAGAAACAUGAACUGCGGAGAGUUUUGGGAGGGAGCUCGCGAUAACGUCUUCCAAGUUUUAUGCUUGACAACAUUAGCAAAGGUGGAUAAUGCAGGUUUUAGGUGUAAAUAUGGUACAUGCUUGCCAUUAUAAUAUGUGAAUAGUAGAAUGUGUUCUUACUAUCCAAGGAUGGUCGAUUUCUGGUCUUUUUUUGGCGAAGUUCAAAUGCCUCUUGCCGAAGAAAGUGGUUAUGUAUAUACACAAGUUCUAUGAGAUGUAAUACCCCUACUGACUGAUAGUAGACCCUUCUUUUGUUGCUGGAGAUUUUUGUCGAUCAUAUUCUAUAAUUUUUACCUGA